This is a messenger RNA of Mycena indigotica, 645 nucleotides long. RefSeq lists its product as uncharacterized. The coding region runs from base 1 to 645 and encodes 214 amino acids. The transcript has 3 exons. The record is from RefSeq and is a predicted model, not a curated record. NCBI's taxonomy places the organism in Eukaryota, Fungi, Basidiomycota, Agaricomycetes, Agaricales, Mycenaceae.
AUGAAGGCGAUAUUAGGCCUUGUAGCAGCGGCCACCGCAGCACAAGCGGCACGCUUUGUGAACGCCAGCAUCGACGAUACGUCUCCUCAAAUCGUCUACACCCAGCAACCGUUCAUUCGUUGCACUCCAUCGACCUGUGGCUCAGACUCGACCGCGAGGCUAUUCAACGGUACAUCGACUACUACCUCUGGGAUGAUUAUAAUCCCUUUCGUUGGCAACGCGGUCUAUGUUUAUCUCGGGGUCGAGGGGACGAUCAAUUUCAAUCUUGACGGUGUUCUUCAUGGUGUUCUCACCGGAUCCGACUCCAAUGAUGUCAGUCUGGCAUUCUACGAACCCGGACUGACGAACAGCAAGCAUGUCCUCACCAUCUACCCCUCAACUUCAGCGGGCUCUGAGAUUGUGCAGUUUGACUACAUUCUCUAUGCACACCAAUUGCCCAGCAAGCAUAUCGGUGCCAUCGUUGGAGGUGUGGUUGGCGGUCUCGCUUUCAUGGCGAUACUUGGCAAGACAGCACUGUGGCUGAUGCGGCGGAGAAGACAACGGCGACUUUCGAUUCGUGGAGUCAGACUGGGAGAUGAUUGGCCUGACAAACCCAGCCUCCAACUGGAUGGUGUGCUGCCCCAGAAACCCAAGCAAGCGAUGUGA